GAAAUGGACCGACAACAUGGGUUUGCCACAUUUGAUUACCAGCACAAAACAUGUCUAGAAAGCACAUGGGAUGCCUGACAUGAAACCAGCCAAGUCCAUUUUGAAGAAACACUCAGAUCCUCUUACUUUACCUCAACAUCAGGCAAGUAAAAGAAGCUUGAGCCCAGAAGAGCCAGCAGGAUACCCGAGGAGCAGUACUACCAGCCCAUAUGCUUGUUCAGCGCCUACAUGGGUGAAGCGGAGUUCUUCACCUGAGACUGCAGAUCAAGAAUUGGCAAGGAAGAAGAGGCAGCUGGAAGAAUUAAGUGAAUCUAUAGCACGUAAAAGAGCAAUUGUGGCCAUGGAGCAAAAAGCUAAAGCUGUUUCUGAUGAGCCUGAGAUCAAAAAGGAAUAUGAUUUUGCUUCAUGCUCUGACAAUUUGGACAUUUCAGCACCCAGUAAGGACACCUGGAGACUUGACAUAAAACCUGAUCCCCAACCAAAGAAGUCCAUUUUGAAGAAACGAUCAGAACACCUCCCUGAUCAGCCACAGAGUGAUAUGACUUCGACUGAUACACCUCCUUACAGUCAUACUCUAUUUCCCAGUUCUAAUCCUCCUCAAAAUGAUUACUCAGCUUUCUCCAAACCCUCUGGGUCUUCUCAUACCGUGACUGAAAAAUCAAUGAAUCCACUAAAUACUGUUGAUAUUUUCAAGCGGUUAAUUAGUGAAGUUUCUACAAGUGCAUGUAGGAGCGAGUCCUCACCUUUUAACAAUCCACCUGGCCUACGGUCAUUUUCCUCCGUGACGAAUUCUGGACCGUUUUACGGCCAAAAAAGUACAGGAGAGGCCAAAGCCGGUUGUUCAUAUGAAGACACAAGUUCUGCGUCACAUUCCCAAAGCCACCAGUCUUCACAGCAGGCUGGUGAUAAGUCCUCCAUCAGUGACAGGCCUUCAGUCCAGCCUUCGACUUCAGAGCAGAAACGUAAUGUUGCCACACAAAUGCAGCGUUUUCUCAGCGCUCUUAAUAAGGCAGAUUCAAAUUUGUUGUCCUCACUGUUGAGGGAAGCCAGAAAAGACUCAAAUUCUUUGGGUCAAACGAAUCCACAAGCUCAGCCUGGUAGAAAAUUGCCCCACAAGGAUGAAUUGUAUGAUCCUUUCAAAGAAACCGAAGGCAGUGAAGAUAACCGUUUCUUAAUGGGGAGCAAACAGAGUAGGAUUUCUGUGAUUGGACAAGUUGAAAACUGUUUGGAAGACCAUGGUGAUGAUGAUCUGUUGCCGCAUGAAAGAGCUGUGCAGGAUGGCAGCGGAUUUUCGAGAAUUGUCGGCAUGAAAUAUGGGACAGAAGCUAAGGCUGAGAAUCGGUUCCUUUAUGAAGAGAAAAAAGCACCUGAGAGUCAAAGCAGAUUUUCAGAAGAGCAGAAACCGUUUUCAGAACGUGAUCGAUAUGAUCAGCACAAGAAUCGCUACAGUGAUUUUGAGCGGCAGAGUCAUUCUGUGGAGGGCUAUCAGAAUCCGUAUUUACAUACUCAGGAAUCGCGUGCAGAUAAUAGAGAGAGAUACGAAAGACAAAAAGAGUCUGAGAGGUACAGAGUAGGAGACAGUCGUAGCCCAGUGCAUCAGACAUCAGAGAACACCAGUGAAGAAACAGCCAAAAAGACAGAGCACUAUGAAAAACUUCAGAAUCUACUGCAAACAAUUGGUCUUAAACUAGACACAGCAGAAGUUAGUAAGCUAGCUGACAGGACAAGGGAGCGGUUGUACGGCAAGAAAGUGAAACCUCAGAGUGCAUCAUCUCACUCGUUCGAUCAAAAAGAUGAGCAAUCGGUGAGUAGAUAUAAUCGAAGGGGUAGCAGGGCAGAUUCCUCUGACUCUGAGGGUGUCCGUUCUGUAUCUCCUACAAAAUCCUCUAAUCGUGAGGUUUACAUGACUUACACGGAUUCUCUUAAGUCUCGAGACCAGCAUGAUGAAGUAUCAGGUGUAAAGGAGAGAGAUCUGGUCAACCUUCAAAGGACUAUUAAGAACAGUCCAGAGGCAAGACAGGUGACUCCAGAUUCAAAUCAACUUGCAUCAUCAGCAAAGGUCGCUCAUGAUUCUUACCAACCUACAACGGAGUUCCCGUCAACAUCAGCUCAGUCCGGCAGUUUCUUGUAUACACAGAAAGCCACUGAAUCCUCAUUGGCUACACCCUACAUCAAAAGUAGACAGAAUUCUUGGGAGUCUAGCUAUCACUUGGAUGAGGACCAGAAAGGGAACUCUCAGGAUCUUGUGUCUCCCUACGGUUCAGUUCCUCCAAGUCCUCUGCAGUACGCUGCUGGAAUUCAUAUACCACCUCCUAGUGUACCACCUCCCAAUAUACCACCUCCCGGUAUACCACCUGGCUAUGGCACUUAUACAGCACCACUGUUCCCAGUCCCCCCUCCUUUUUCCACACCAAAUCCUUUUGGCCCCCCUCCAUCCCCCUAUUUAUCCACCCCCUGCAGGUCAAUUUAACAUGCCCUUGCAAACAGGAGCUUCUGGCUACGGCACCAGUCAGGUUAAGAUCAAAUCCACUGCCCCAACCAGAUGCCUUAAAACAAUUGAAACAAUAAAAACCCAGGAACCUGUUAGUACAAAACCUGCACUGGCCAGUGUACGGCCUGCACUCAUUAGCAUACAGCCCGUAGAAGAAACUCGGCCUAAAGACAGUCAAGGAGAAGAUGAAUCAAAACAAGCUGCACCUGUAAUGGAGGAUGACAUCAAAGCUAAACAAAAGAAGAGGGUAGGUCACCUUUUUUCUCACACCCAGCUAUAAAAAAGGUGAUUGAUUGACUGCAUAUUGUUUGGCUGUUUAUGAUUUUGAAUUGAAGGCACCUCGGUCCGUGCCUCUCAGUUGUUUAAAUUCGACCAGAAGAGCACUCUCUGUGCUGCGUUCCGCGCGGUUGUUUUAAUACUGUUAUGUCUUUGAGAUGCGUUUUAUUUGCGCCUUUGUUCUGAGCAGCUGGAGCAGUUUAACCAGAGGAUGAGACUGAAGAAAGAGCAACAAAUGGAAGCUCAGCGAACACAUGGACAAAGCCAGAAAUCAGCACCAGGUACCAGAUUACUAUUUUUGACGUUAAUAGGCAGGAUAUCAGAUUUGAAUACCAGCCUAAUAUUAGAUGUAUGUAGAAUGAGGUUGCUUCAGUCCAGUCAUGACUUAUGAACCUCAACCAAGCCAGUUCUGCAGCUCCGGUAUUACUAUUUUUGGGAAACAAAUCAUGAAGGUGGUUGCCAGUGCUUGUUGUUAUCAUGAUAAUGGGAUUUUCACUGGCAAUUCACAUGUCCACCUCAGAUAUUUUAGUGAAACACUCAUUGACUCUUUAGGUAGUUGAGGUUCUUAAGUGGCAGUCUGUUAAAAUAAAGAAUGUACAUGAUUCUUUUAAAGAUAAAACAAAGACUUUCAAAGUUAAAACUGAAGUGUGCAUUCUCUAGCAGAACAUGAUUUUAUUAAUAGUGCUAGAAUUAACGCAGCAAUUUUCCAUUUAUCAUACCCAACUAACCCGGCUUCUGACAAGAUCUAGAAUCAUGAUGAUAAAUCGUCUAAUUUAGGACCUUUUACAGGUAUGUAGUUGAUCAUUCUUACAAAGGACGAAACAAAGAGCAAGGAAAAUGCACCAGCAAGUAGGUGAAUAAGGGGAUUACAUAGGGUACCUCAGUCAGCUUAUUUGGUGCAUAUGAUUCAGGCAUAAAGUAAGCAAAAGUUCUGUUAGGUUGAGAUGGAAGGGCAUUCACAGGGACACUAAGAGAAUUCCAGACUUUUGGGGGCCAUGAUGAGGAGUGACACGCAAGGUACAGUCUGAAGGACCACCAGCGAGUCUAGUGCCAGCUAGACUGGGAGGUAGCAAGACAUUGUAAAACGCAUUGUCUAAGCAGCAAGUAAGCACAGAUGUCACCUCACACCUGAUCUUCUUUGUGAAAGGCUUGACAUUAGCUGGUAAGUUGGAUCACAUUUGUUCAGUAAGUGAAUACUUGAUAGGAAUACUUGGGUUGAGAACCCUUGCUCUAGAGGGCUGUUUAUCUACAAAUAUUUGUAUAUUUCUUUCAUCUUGACUUGUUUUUCAGUGUUUAAAGGGCUUUUUGCCUUUAGAUCAUGUGUGUGUGUGUAUGUGUGUGUGUGUGUGUGUGUGUGUGUGUGUGUGUGUGUGUGUAUAUAUAGACAUGACAGCACAGAGGACAUUUUAUAGUGUAGCUGGAAUGAAAAGUAGCUGGUAUUUUAAGGGCAUCUAACAUCUAAUGUAAAUCUUUGUAGGGAAAAGAAUUGUCCUAUUCUGAUGCAGGUUAUGCAAAUGUGGACCACCAUUUCAGACAGGGGGAGGAUUCUUCGCACCUCACUUGGCCAAGCCUCCUGAGGUUAAUGCUCCCACUAUAUUGUUACAGGAAAAGUUACCCGAAACGAGGUAAAGAACGUGUGGAUAUGUGGCCACUCCCUGGUGUUCUGGGCUGAGAAGAGGGCCACAUCUCCUGAAAUUGGUAUGCAGCUUGGGAUGGACCCCAACUGUGUGCGGAUAUGGUGGAAGGGUGUUCAGGGCAUGACUUGGCAACAGCUUCUGCCCCAGCUGCUCCAGCUCAAAGACAAUUGGCCCAAACCUGAUGUGAUUCUCUUACACCUGGGAGGAAAUGAUAUCGGCAAGACCACCACAGAGGCCUUCCUGGCAGCCGUGAAGAAAGACCUGAUUUCGAUGAAGAGCAUAUUUCCUGAGUGCCUACUGGUUUGGUCCGACAUCCUACCACGUAGGUCCUGGAGGCACUCGGAGGACAGUGCAGCAGUGGACAACACGCGAAGGGCCAUCAAUAGAAGCAUCUGCGGUAUUAUUACAGAGCUUGGUGGAUCUUCUCUCUCUCAUGAGAACAUAAAGCCUGGUUUGGACACUGGCCUCUACAGACCAGAUGGGGUUCACCUCUCUGGUAAGGGAAUUGACACUUUCAAUUUGAACAUGCAAGACUUCCUUGAGAAGUGGGAGAGUGAGAUAAAUAAGGAUGAGCCUUCUGAAAUGUAGACUCCUUUUAACAUGGUUCAUUUCAUAAUGCUGUUUUACUUCUGUACAUUGUUCUUGUACUGUGUAAAUGUCUUCAUCCAUGUAUCUCUUACAUUGUUAGGGUUGGAUACCAACCUAAGGUUAUAUGAAUGUCACUGCAUGUUUUAAUGGAUUAAAAAAGGUCUAUAGAAAGACUGUUGGUUAAAAAAACAUCCUGUGAUCUUUAAUAAACACCUACUCAAAUCUU
Colossoma macropomum (tambaqui) is the source of this 5218-nucleotide messenger RNA. RefSeq names its product titin homolog. Lineage: Eukaryota; Metazoa; Chordata; Actinopteri; Characiformes; Serrasalmidae. The record is from RefSeq and is a predicted model, not a curated record. Bases 71 to 2470 code for a protein of 799 amino acids. The transcript is spliced from 3 exons.